AUGAUUGGAAACUGGGGCAAAGCCCUCUACUCAAUUGGCGGCCUACGGCCAAAAGACAAAUGUGGCUCACCACCCCCCUUUGGGAUCCUGAUCUUCACACCUUCGGGAUGGGGGGUGUCUGCCUCAUCUUCUAAAUUCCGCAGUCCUUUUCUGAGUGAUCCACCUCAUGGAUUUCGAUCGCCCAGCACCUUCCAUUGGGUCCACCAAUCCCACGGGUUUGAGUCUGAGACAGAUAAUUCUACUCGCACACCUGGUCAAAUUAGGGGGGGCGGAGCCCCAUUUAAUGAUAUGACCAAUUUAUUGUUGGAGACUAUGUAUUCUUUAGCUAAAGCAGGUCCAUCCAGUACAAUGGAUAGAGGCCACCAAUCCCACGGGCUUUAUAUAGUCCAGUGUGGACACUCUCACGGGAUGAGUUACAUGGCUUGGGUUCGGGGAUUGUGUGGGCUCCGCGAUAGACCUACGGGAGACUCAACACGACCUAAUCUAUGUAGGGACACUCAUCCUAUUAUGAACCUAAAUAAUCAGGUAACAUAUCGUACUAUCUGGAGAGCGCAGCUCUCCAUAUCUCCCUCAAUUAAUAGCCCUUCAGGUAUAAUUAUUACCUCCUUGAAAAAGGUUCGGGGUCCCACCCAAACCAAAAUUAAAGAGAUUGCAAGAUUAGAGACCUUUGGGUCUUCGACUCAGACUAAAAUCAAUGGGAGGCGGGUCGCUACCACCCAUAAGCUAUUCUACACCGACUAUUUAGAGACCAGACCAAAUCAGAUGGUGGUGGGCCAGGACGAAGAUCAUGGGGAUGAGCAUUUACCUUUAGGUACUAGAUCCCGCAGGAGGGUGAUAAUUAACCGUUCGGAAUCGGUCCCCCCAAUACUUUCGUGGAUCCCGCAGGGAGGUGGGGCAUCUACCUGGAGGGUCUCGGCUUAUCUACCUCUUAGAGGAUAA
This is a messenger RNA of Batrachochytrium dendrobatidis JAM81, 939 nucleotides long. RefSeq lists its product as uncharacterized. The record is from RefSeq and is a predicted model, not a curated record. The transcript has 10 exons. Lineage: Eukaryota; Fungi; Chytridiomycota; Chytridiomycetes; Rhizophydiales. The coding region runs from base 1 to 939 and encodes 312 amino acids.